AUGGAGGGGAACACACCGUCUGUAGCUCUGUCCGAGCAAGCUGCGCCGCUUCUUGGAGUUGAACAAACUGAGGAUGUUUCCUACAAUGGGUGGCAGGAAGAAGAAUUACAAGAUGGGGAGCCCCUCGUCCACAAGCGCGCCAGGUGGCGAUGGAGCCUCUAUGUCCCAGUUUUGACCAUCUUGGCGGCUCUGGCCGUCACCUCCACUCUUUUUGUCCUUAUCACAUACUCUCCGGUUGUGCUGCGGGUGCCAGAAGCAACAUCAUCGGCUCCAGCGACAUCAGACAGAGCUAUCAAGCUCGUGCUUCAUCCGGAGGAUCAUGUUUCACGCGAAGCCAAGGCCACCCGCUUGUCGUGGAACAUCACCAUGGCUCGGCUAGCUCCAGAUGGUGUUCAGAGAGACGUUAUUCUUGUCAAUGGCCAAUUCCCUGGUCCUACGGUCGAAGCUCGAUCCGGCGACACUCUUGUGAUUGAGGUUUUCAACUCUAUAGAUGAGAGUCUGACCCUGCACUGGCAUGGCCUUCAUAUGAAAGGGGCAAAUCAUAUGGAUGGUCCCGACGGGUUCAAUCAGUGUCCUAUUCCCCCGGGAGGAAAGUUUGUCUAUGAGAUUCCAACGGACAGCCAGUCGGGAACAUUUUGGUACCAUGCGCAUUCGGAACUACAGCGAGCCGAUGGAUUGUAUGGAGGUUUCAUCAUACACAAUCCCUACAAGGCAGAAGCGUCGACAUAUCAGUACGACCAGGAACUUCUGUUCUUGAUCGGCGACUGGUAUCAUUUCGUCGGCAAGGAAAUUUUUGCUGUUUUCAAGGAUCCGACCAGCAACGGCGACGAGCCUUGCCCCAGCUCUUUUCUCAUCAACGGUCGCGGCUACUUUGAUUGCUCCAACGUUGUUCCUGCAGCACCGGUGAACUGCUCCGAGACGCAGAUGCCAUCUAUCGUCCUUGACAAGAAGCUUCGUUACAGAUUUAGGCUCAUCAAUGUUGGCUCUCUGAGUGGUAUAUCGACAACGGUAUCAGAUGGGACAAUGAAAGCAAUCCAGAUAGAUGGCGGCCUUCCUGUGGUCUCGCACGAAGCCAACUCGAUAGGCGUUCUCUACCCGGCACAAAGAGUGGACUUCAUCUUGUCGUGGCCCGAAUCUGCUGCGCAGACGGACACGGAGCUUAUGAUCACCGUGGACGACGAGUACUACGUUCUCAGCAUGUUAGAUCCCCCGUCUCGAUCAGUCCAGAUCUCGCCAGCCUCUUCCACGGGUCGUCCCUCUGAGGAGGUUCCUUCAUACGAGAACUCGCCCAGCAUCGUCCAAUUUGAUCUCCGGGAAGCUCAUGGGCCCGUGUUGACUUCAUCGUUGCCGGACCCGGAUAAUCUCUACAUGAUCUACUCGGUGGUAGAGAUUUUGUCCCACAACAAAUAUAUCCCAAAGGGCUACAUCAACCACACAAGCUGGAUCCCACAAAAAAAGCCACUGCUUAGCACAGUUCGAAGUGAGUGGGACAACCACCAGCUUGUUCCCUGGACUGGAAGCAAGCCCGUAUGGGUGGAGUUGACGAUCAACAACAUCGACACCCAAGGCCACUCAUUCCAUCUUCACGGCUUCGACUUCUAUGUUAUCGCCUCCUAUGAAGGACUGGGCGGUUGGGAUUAUUAUAAUCCCUUUACACCCUGGACGCUUCCCCGCGGAGGACCUUUCAAUGUCGUAGACCCCCUUCAGAGAGAUACGAUAUACGUACCCCCAUAUGGUUAUGCUGUCCUCAGAUUCUUGGCAGACAAUGAAGGGAUAUGGCUUCUGCACUGCCACAUCUUAUGGCACGCAGCCAGUGGCAUGACCAUGGCAUUCCAGGUUCUCGGUGACGAGAUUGGUCUCAGCCAAAGUAGUGCAGGACUCGCCGCCAAAGAGUAUUGCGAGGCGAGCAGUAUAUGA
Messenger RNA from Grosmannia clavigera kw1407, 1917 nucleotides. Its product is annotated as iron transport multicopper oxidase fet3. The record is from RefSeq and is a predicted model, not a curated record. NCBI's taxonomy places the organism in Eukaryota, Fungi, Ascomycota, Sordariomycetes, Ophiostomatales, Ophiostomataceae. The coding region runs from base 1 to 1917 and encodes 638 amino acids. Gene Ontology annotation, molecular function: oxidoreductase activity; copper ion binding. The transcript is spliced from 7 exons.